AUGGCAAGAACAAAGAAAUCGAAGAGAUCAGAGCCACGGAAUCCUGUUUUGCCUAAAGAGAUGGUUGCCAAUAUACUUUGCUGGCUUCCGGGGACGUUACUGGUCCGGUUCAGGUGUGUUUGCAAGACAUGGCAAUCCAUUAUCACAGACCCCUACUUCAUUAAAACUCAGAUGCACUGCAGCCAAAUUAUGGCCAUGAAAAAGGGCUCAUCAUUGAUGAUCACCACGGCGGCCACUUAUAAUAACCGCCCUCGAUACGCCUCCAUAAGCUUUCAGCAUUAUCUACACUUACCAGGACACUACAGAGUUAUUGGAUCAUGUAAUGGUAUUCUAUGUCUUCGAAACAGUGCACGUUAUUAUCUCUGGAACCCGGCAACCAUGCAGUCCAAGGAACUUCCUAAAUACCCUGAGAUUAAUGGAAGGACUAUGAUUUAUUACUUUCAUCAACUUCAACUAGCCUUUGGUUUUGAUGCUCUCUCUGAUAGCUACAAGUUUCUUAGAUUUAUUUGUCCAAAUACAAUUGAACUGAAUGUUGUACCCGUUGUCACUACGCCAUAUAUGGCCUACAACAACAUCGGAAAAAUGAUGCCAUAA
This is a messenger RNA of Daucus carota subsp. sativus, 594 nucleotides long. RefSeq names its product putative F-box protein At3g10240. NCBI's taxonomy places the organism in Eukaryota, Viridiplantae, Streptophyta, Magnoliopsida, Apiales, Apiaceae. The coding region runs from base 1 to 594 and encodes 197 amino acids. The record is from RefSeq and is a predicted model, not a curated record. The transcript has a single exon. Gene Ontology annotation, molecular function: protein binding.